AUGAGAAAAAUGAUGAAUAUUUAUUUUCUUUUGCAAAUUCAAAAUAAUAAAGAUAAUAUUAUUCCAGGUGGCACAAAUCUUUUAAGCUUACCUAUAUCAACAACUACAAGUUCUAUACGUAGUGAAUAUGGAUUAUAUAUUAAUGAUCAUGCUGGAAAACAAUUUAUUACAGCAAUUGCACGUAUUGUUGAAGAGGCUACACUUGAUGAAUUGCGAUUUAUGCAUCAAGAAAACAUUUCUCCUAAUAAUCUUCCUUUAUUUAUACGUGAAUUUGCUAUAAAUACUGUAGCAAAUAUUAAGCUUCGCUUUUCAGAUCAUGCAAUUAUAAAUUUAUUUAAAAUUUUUGAUCCAAAACAAUUACCUACUGAUCGUUAUUUAAUUUCAGUUUAUGGAAAUUAUGAAAUUGCUGAAAUUGGAAAGUUUUAUAGAACUUCUAAGAAAACUACAGGUAGUAAAAAUUUUUAUUAA
Dentiscutata erythropus is the source of this 468-nucleotide messenger RNA. The record is from the annotation of a GenBank genome assembly. Lineage: Eukaryota; Fungi; Glomeromycota; Glomeromycetes; Diversisporales; Gigasporaceae.